AAAGGAACUGACUCGGACUGGCUAUGUUGCGAAAUCUAUUUUUCUCAUUUGUGGAUUAGGGAACAAGAAGUUGUGUUUGUGGAAUUAGGCAUACUAACGUGAUUUUAUAUUUGAAAGGAAAAGGACUCCAGAGCGCGAGGAUGGCUGUGUUGGUCUCGAGGGACCUGUCAGUAAGCGUGACGACGGACGUCAACGCGGCUAAACUGACAGACAGACGGCAGGCUCUGCGCGAAAGCAUCCAGAAAGGCGAGGCGAAGGCAUUGGGGGUGUCCCAGGUAAUGAUUGGGGUAAUGGUGAUGUCCUACUCCAUCCCCCUCCUCUCCACUGAGUUCACAGAGGUCGUGACCUUUGGGGUGCCUUGGUGGAGUGGCCUAUCGUUCAUAGCAGCAGGAGUCGUUGCCAUAGUGAUGGAGAAACAAAGCAGUAUGAAAUCGCUGAGUGUGUGUAUGGUGGUGACACUGGUGGUCAGUUUGGUUUCUCUCCUGGCCCUCAUCUUCUACUUCAUCGAUCUCCACAACAACCCUGAGACACAGUGUAACCACCCCACGGACCACCCAUCAUACUACAUGCAGGAGUUGGAAUGUGACCACCAGCACUACGCCACUAUGUUCAGUUACGGAGUAAAGUCAUGCCUCCUUCUCUUCACCAUCAUCCAGAUCACCAUCUCCUCAACGCUCUCUUACAUCCUGUACAAGGAGAGGAGGAGUUACGGACCCUACUCAUCUCUCAAUCAAGAUGUUGCCUCGACUCCCAUAAUGGUCACUGCCCCCGACUUCAACUGACCAAUAACAGCUGCAGACAGAUUUCCACCAAUUCCCCUGUUAUGAUAAUGAUGAUUUGUCCGCCACAGAUGGUUUGUUUAAGUUUCUACCAUUGUGGCUUGAUGUUAUGUCUUUGAAUGUGUAACAUGAAAUUGUGGAAUUGAUAUGGAUGCAAUUCCAUAGUAUGCAGUGUUUACUACAAUGCAGUGCUAAAUAUUGGUUUAAUUUUCCCUAAAUUCCUCAUUUGUUUUGUAUAUUUUUACCUAAAUAAAAUCAUUUAUAUCAAAAAUA
Messenger RNA from Coregonus clupeaformis (lake whitefish), 1052 nucleotides. It is a transcript of the gene tmem176, whose product is annotated as transmembrane protein 176. Gene Ontology annotation, cellular component: membrane. The transcript has 7 exons. The record is from RefSeq and is a predicted model, not a curated record. Lineage: Eukaryota; Metazoa; Chordata; Actinopteri; Salmoniformes; Salmonidae. The coding region runs from base 141 to 782 and encodes 213 amino acids.